Messenger RNA from Tetranychus urticae (two-spotted spider mite), 1828 nucleotides. RefSeq lists its product as uncharacterized. Lineage: Eukaryota; Metazoa; Arthropoda; Arachnida; Trombidiformes; Tetranychidae. The record is from RefSeq and is a predicted model, not a curated record. Gene Ontology annotation, molecular function: protein binding; ubiquitin-protein transferase activity. Gene Ontology annotation, biological process: protein K6-linked ubiquitination. Gene Ontology annotation, cellular component: BRCA1-BARD1 complex; BRCA1-A complex.
UUCAAUAACAUUUCAACUUAUAAGCAACACUAUUAUCAUUUCAUCUUACUGAACAUUCAAAUUGAUUGUUUAUCAACCGUGAGCAUCAAAAUUUUAGCCCAUCAAUUCAUCAUUGAUAAGUUUAAGUGUAAAUCUUUGCUCAACUCUUCUUUAAUUGUGAUCAACUAAUUGUUUUUCAUUUUCUAACUCCAACUUCUUGAUUUGGUUACAUUGAAAAUCAUGGUCUCAAUCACGGAUAGUUUAAAUUCAACUGGACAAUGGACCAGCUUGGCUUAUCCUUCAGAGUUUAUCACAAUUAACCAGAAAGUAGCCAAAAACAAUUCUUAUUAUGGCAAUGGAACUGCAACUGUUAAAGGCAAACUGUCCAACAAAUUAAACUCAAUUGAUGCUUCAAACAACACUGCUUUAUUUGAUUCAAUCCGUAAUCAAAGAUACAGACAAUGUCUUCUGCUAAUUCAAAGUGGUCAAGAUGUGAAUGGACGAAAUGAGUUGGGUGAGACUCCAUUAAUUCAUCUGGUUAAAUCCUUGAAUCGUAAAGAGCACAAGAAAAUGCGAGCGAAAUUUGCUAAAUUGCUACUUGAUUUUGGAGCAAAUCCUAAUCUUCAGGAUUCUCGCGGUCAAACAGCGUUAAUUCAUGCAACCAUCAAAGGUCAAGAUGAUCUAGUUCAAUCCUUGCUUUCCCAUGAUGAAACUGAUAUUACGAUACAAGAUAAAGAGGGAAAUACUGGGUUAAUGUAUGGAGCCAAAGGUGGACAGUUAAGUGUGGUUGAGUGUUAUAUUGAUCAUUUCAUUAAGCGUGAACUUGACCCUAACCUGUUGAGACAGCGAAACAAUUAUGGUAAAAAUGCUUUGGAAAUAGCAAAAGAAGAGUCUCGCAGUGAAAUUGUUUCAAUGUUGACCAACUAUUUGACUCAAUUCAAUUCAAUUUACUCUAAAGAUUUAGAAAGAUGGACUUCAAUCCGUCCAAAAAUGUCAAAAGCCAAGUCACUUGAUUCAAUAUCAAUUGAUUCGGAUGUUACUUAUGUAACAUCUGAGCAACGUAUCAAUCAUCACAAUUCUCAGCAUCAUCUUUGUCAAAGUUAUGAUCAAAACGAACAAGACAACCCGAAUUCGACUGAAUCCCUCUCAUCUUCCCAUAAACAGCAACAAUGUUCACUGUCAAGACGUCAUUGUAUCAAUGAAGGCAAUAUUUACCGUGAUUCGGAGCCCUUGGUAAAUGACAAUUUAAAUAACUUCAACAAUACAAAUGUUAACUUUGAAUCUGCUUUGAGACGGAAAAUUGAAAAUCUCAAGUCGAUCAAUCGACCAACAGAUUAUUAUGAAGAGAUCUGGGAACAAGAAACAAUGUCUUGGUUUAAUGGUGACAACCAUGAGACUGGUCAAACCAACGGACAGCAAAGAUCAUCAAAUAAAUCUUCAAAUAAGUCUUCACCCAACAGUUUAUCAAGAGGACCAGUCAAAUGUGAACCAAACAGCAACAACAAUCAGCAAAUGGAUUCUGAAGCAUUGAAGCUUCCUCCGAUUGGGAAUAAUCGGCUGAUUGACUAUAAAACAUGGUGUGACAUGGGAAUGGCAGCAAAAAAUAAAACCAAGUGAAUUGAUAGUCAACAUCGAGAAACAAUAAAAGGAAACAUUGCAAAGCACAAAAUUUACAAUUUAAAUGUUAAUCAAUUUUUGGGAUUUUUCUGGUCUUAAUUAUAAACUGGAUAAACUUGGGAUCAAAGUGUUUGCUGUGAAAUGAUGAAUAUAAUUUGAGACGAAGUUUAAACUAGUGCGAGAUGUGAAGAAUUGAUUGUUUCAGUGUACAACUGCAAAUCUUUUUACUGUA